GAGGGCUGGGGUUAGAGGUGAAAGGGGAAAGGGUGAUGUUCCUGCUGCACAAGGAAGGUCUCUCUCUGUCGGUGUUUGAUCUUCACGGGCUGCGGCGCAGUUAAAGGAUGGAGGAAAUAGAAACGGAGGAGGAGAGGCUGUUCAAAAGGCACCGUAAGGAGAGGAAAGAAUUACAGGCGAAAAUACAGGCAAUGAAAAAUGCUGUUGCUAAAAAUGACAAGAAAAGAAGAAAACAGCUGGUAGAGGAAGUUGCAAAAUUUGAGACUGAGUUGGAACUGAGGCAUGAGGAGGAACUUAAACAGCUCACUCGGUCACUUGAUAAGUCUAGUGCGGUUGAAUCAUCUACUAAUGGAAUUGCAAAUUUAGAGUUGGAGAUUGAAAAUGGUAAAGCAUUUAAGCAAUCGCGGAUUUCCAAGGCACAAAAGAGAAGGGAGAAGAAAGCUGCUCAGGACAGAGAACGGGAAGAGAGAAUAGCUGAAGCUGAAAUUGAAAAUUUGAAAGGAGCCAGACACCUGGAAAAUCAGAAACUUGCUGAAAUCCUUGCUAAAAGGCAGUUACAGAUCAGGCAGAUCCCAUCUGAUGGUCACUGCAUGUAUAAAGCAAUUGAAGAUCAACUUAAACAACAGGGCAGUCUGUUGACCCUCACAGAUCUAAGGACACAGGCAGCUGAAUACAUGAGAAGCCACGUGGAUGAUUUCCUGCCUUUUCUGACCAACUGUAAUACAGGAGACAUGUAUACACCUGAGGAAUUUGAAAAAUACUGUGAUGAGGUAGCCAACACAGCAGCCUGGGGUGGACAACUUGAGUUGAGGGCUUUGUCUCACGUUCUGAAAAUGCCAGUGGAGGUGAUACAGGCAGACUCUACUCCAAUCACUGUAGGUGAAGAGUAUGGAAAGAAACCAAUAAUUCUAGUGUACAUGAGGCAUGCAUAUGGUUUAGGAGAACAUUAUAACUCUGUAGAACAAUUAAUUGACAUACCUACAGAAGAUGUGUGCUAAAUAUUGAUCAGUAUUUGCAUUUUAUUUCUUACAUCAAAGUACUGGAAUUUCUCUGGUGUAAUUUUCAUGUUGAGCUGAAAAUUGUGCUGCGUGCACAGGCUCAUGUGGAGAAUUUGAUAAAGAUAAUGCCUGUUCCAGUUUUUUUCUUGAUAAACCAUUUAAUGGUGUGAAGACCAGCAAUAAAAGCUGAAUUAAGACUGCAUAUGCUCAUUGAGGUUAAGUAAUGUCAGUGAUCUUGCUCUUCAGUAUAUGCUGUGCAUAGUGAGACAAAUAAAAAUUUCAGAUGUGAAUAGCAAUGGAGAUGAACCCUGUAGGUUGUCUCAAUUGGAGAUCCACAAAGUGUUCUGUUUCAAAAAAAAAGCUGUUCUGUAGCACUUCACUUCUACUUAUCAUUCAAUGCUGUAGCUCAAACAUGUAAUGCACACUACAGAUUUUGUGCCAUUCGAUUUUACAACAAAUGUUUGCAGGUUGCAAAGAUUUAUCCAUCUGAAUAUUUUUCUUAACUGCUGAAAAUGACACUGCAUGCACCAUGAGGAUUGGAUAAAAUAAGUUGAGAUAAUUUAUUAAAAAUCCACUUUUCGGGUGUUGAAUUGGAA
This is a messenger RNA of Rhincodon typus (whale shark), 1594 nucleotides long. RefSeq names its product OTU deubiquitinase 6B (gene otud6b). Gene Ontology annotation, molecular function: cysteine-type deubiquitinase activity. The transcript is spliced from 7 exons. Bases 108 to 998 code for a protein of 296 amino acids. The record is from RefSeq and is a predicted model, not a curated record. NCBI's taxonomy places the organism in Eukaryota, Metazoa, Chordata, Chondrichthyes, Orectolobiformes, Rhincodontidae. Gene Ontology annotation, biological process: protein deubiquitination.